AUAAAAUAGAUGAUUCUGAAUAUUACCGUGAAAUGGAUGAUUCUGAAUAUUACUGUAAAAUAGAUAAUUCUGAAUAUUACUAUGAAAUAGAUAAUUCUGAAUAUUAUCAUAAAACGAUGAAUGAUUUUGAAUAUUAUCAUGAUAACAAUUUUAAUCUAAAAACUGCAGGAAGUUCACUAACUCUAUCUGAAACUUCUUGUUUAUUGGCAACUACUAA
Racocetra fulgida is the source of this 217-nucleotide messenger RNA. The record is from the annotation of a GenBank genome assembly. Lineage: Eukaryota; Fungi; Glomeromycota; Glomeromycetes; Diversisporales; Gigasporaceae.